Messenger RNA from Pyricularia oryzae 70-15, 1895 nucleotides. RefSeq names its product retinol dehydrogenase 12. The transcript has a single exon. The record is from RefSeq and is a predicted model, not a curated record. Lineage: Eukaryota; Fungi; Ascomycota; Sordariomycetes; Magnaporthales; Pyriculariaceae. The coding region runs from base 616 to 1563 and encodes 315 amino acids.
CUGAACUACGAAACCUAAAGCAAAAGACAUGAGCGACCGGUUGCGGGAAAGGUGGAUCCCGGAAUUAAGAUAAUGACACCACAUGCAACAUCACUAUCGCAAUAUAUCAAGACAUUUCUCCAGCCCCCAAGGAAAGGCUCACGCCCAAAAGCUGUUCAAAAGUUGACAGGCCGACUCAGGGGUUACCGGUUUCGCAGGGCCAGGUCGGACCCGACGCGCAUGGGUUUAAGCGGAAAUUUGCUUUAGUUCUAGUCUAAACCCCGUUUGCACCUACCUGACCGCCCUCGAGGAAUUCAUCCGAUAGGUCCUCCUAUUAACGUCAAAACAUAGUCUCCACGCUUGUGGGAGCCUCGGUAGAAGGGAGAUGAAAGAUUUCGUUAAGAAUCUUGAGAUGUAUUGCGAACGCGUUUUCGGGUAGACUUUUUUUUUUCUUCUUUUCUCAAUAUUUGAACUGAAACCGGUUUACCCGACUUUCUUCAUCUUCUCUUUUGCAUAAACAACUGUAGCAGCUUCACUCUAUCGCGACCAAAAGAUUUGUGUCUUCACCCAAAAAGGAGAAACGAAAAAAAAAAAAAAAAAAAAAAAAAAAACAAUACGUACCUGAAAAUCGGCAAAAUGUUUGGUUUCUUUGAGACCAAGUUCAAUCCCACCAAGGACAUUCCGGACCUCUCCGGCAAAGUCAUUCUCGUCACCGGUGGCAAUAUUGGCCUCGGGCAAUCCUCCGUCCUCGAGCUGGCCAGGCACAACCCAAAGCACAUAUUCCUCGCGGCACGCAAUGAGGAAAAGGCCCGCAAGGCGAUUGAAAGCGUCUCCUGGGAGCUCGGGACCGAUAAGGCGUCAGUGGUGUCGUUCCUGCCGCUUGACCUAAGCUCCUUCGACAGCAUUCGCAAGGCGGCCGAGACGGUCAACUCGAAAACGGACGAGCUUCACAUCCUGCUCAAUAACGCGGGAAUAAUGAUGACGCCCGCCACCACGACCAAGGAGGGUUACGAAGAGCAAUUCGGCACUAACCACAUGGGCCACGCGCUUCUUACCCGCCUGCUGCUUCCGGUGCUGGAAAAGACGGCCCAGGGCGGUAAGGUUGACGUGCGUAUCGUCAAUCUUUCGUCGGCCGGCGAAGGCCUGGCGCCAACCAAUGCUUUUGAUGAUUUGUCGCGGUACAAAUCUCCCAUGGAGGACGUGGCUUCGCACACUCGUUAUGGCGUCUCCAAAUUGGCCAACAUCUAUCAUGCGCAAAUGCUUGCGCGUAAAUAUCCCAGCAUUAAGGCCGUAUCUGUACACCCGGGAGUUGUCAACACCAACUUGACACGAGGUCUUAAGGAAACCUACCCAUGGAUUGUACCAUAUGUUGCGCCGAUUGCCGGCGCCCUGUUUUUUAAGACUCCAGCGGAGGGUGCCAAAAAUCAGCUGUGGGCAUCCACAAACGAGAAAGUCAUAAGUGGCGAGUUCUAUUGGCCAGUCGGCCUUCUGGGCAAGGGCUCAGAAAAGUCAAAAGACACGGAAGCGGCCGAGAAACUGUGGGAUUGGACUGAGAAGGAGCUGGAUGCGUAUUUGAAGCAGUGAGGUCGUCUGAAGGGAGAGGAUUUGAAUUUGAUAAUGUUGAGUUCUGUCGCUUUUGUCUGAUACUUGCGUCGCUCGAGGCUAUGACCAUAGGAAAUGAGUUGAACCAGAGUUUUUUUUUUCUUCUCUUUUUUUCGAUCAUCAUCCUCGCCAAGGAGUUCGUAAAAGAUGUCAAGAAAGUCGCGAAACGUUGCUCUCGAGCAGAUGCUUUUCCCAAUAGCUCGGGUUAUGGCGGGAUUCCCAAACCGCCAACAGAGAUUCCUCAGAAACUGUACCUAACCUGACGAAUGACCCCUUAUCGGGAAUGAGGAUGCCGUCUUUCAUGACAGUGAUGG